UUAAUAUUCUGUAUAAUAUAUUGUAAAAGUCUCUUCAGUGAAGCAACCCAAAAAUGGCGUCUGUAGAGUACCUCCAGGCCUCGUCAACCGGCUUCAAAGACGCCAGAGCCUACGACACGCACCGGCCGUCGUACCCUGCCGAAGCUGUCCAGAGCCUCCUGACUCGUCUCGGCGUGGCGGGCAAGCCCAAGGCGAGAAUCAUCGACCUGGCGGCCGGCACGGGCAAGUUCACGGAGCUGCUGGCAGCUCGGCCGGAGGAGUAUGAGAUCCUGGCGGUGGAGCCUACGGAGUCGAUGAGGGAGACGCUCGUUGAGAAGGGGCUGAGAGGCGUGACGGCGAAGGAGGGGACUGCUGAGAAGAUGGAUGUUGAGGAUGGGUGGGCAGAUGGGAUUGUGGUUGCUCAGGCAUUUCACUGGUUUGCGACUGAGGCUUCACUGGCAGAGAUUCAUCGAGUACUCAAGCCAGGAGGUACCCUGGGAAUGAUUUGGAAUGUGGAAGACUAUAACAAGCCAGCAUCGUGGCCUGCGAGCAGCAAAUGGGCAGAGGCCUUGAACGCCCGCAUCUUUGCCCUCCCGGACUUUGGCCCCCCACGGUUCCGCCACAACAAAUGGCCGCUGGUGUUCGACCGCCAGGCCAGAUUAGAAAAGCCCCUGUUCUCGACACCAAUCGGAGAGGAAAAGGUCCCAUGGACCGUCUGGCUGGAGAAGGAUGCGGUGUGGAACCGGGUGCACACGCUUAGCCAUGUGUAUACCUUGGAGGGCGAGGACAAGGCUUCGUUCAAGGCGAAGUUUGAUGAGGAGGUGAAUGAGAAGAAUGGCGAAGUGAAUGGCAAGGGCGAGAUGGGCGUGCAUGGAGUGACGCUCUUGGCAUGGAGUAGGAAGCUGUGAGGAUGGCCUCGUAUCUGUAGGAAAAUCAUGAAUCAAAGGCGCAGUAAAGAUUGCUGUAGUAGAGACGAAGUAGUAAAGUUCAUUGCACUUAAAUGGAAUUUCAUUGUGUAUCAAUUAUGAGUCCGCUGAAAUAUACAUGA
Trichoderma asperellum CBS 433.97 is the source of this 1027-nucleotide messenger RNA. RefSeq lists its product as uncharacterized. The record is from RefSeq and is a predicted model, not a curated record. Gene Ontology annotation, molecular function: S-adenosylmethionine-dependent methyltransferase activity. Lineage: Eukaryota; Fungi; Ascomycota; Sordariomycetes; Hypocreales; Hypocreaceae.